This is a messenger RNA of Triticum aestivum (bread wheat), 1633 nucleotides long. RefSeq lists its product as uncharacterized. Bases 61 to 1512 code for a protein of 483 amino acids. Lineage: Eukaryota; Viridiplantae; Streptophyta; Magnoliopsida; Poales; Poaceae. The transcript has 2 exons. The record is from RefSeq and is a predicted model, not a curated record.
CCGGGAGCCGCUCCUCUCCCUCACCGUCGCGCCGCCGUGCCUAAACAGCAAGGUUGGUCCAUGUCGGGGUCUCCUGUUGUUCCCCCUUUCGUUUCCCAAAUUCCUUCCACCGACCAGUCGUCCCUUCUUCCUCCCGCCGUGCGCGAAGCAGAUAUGUCCCACCAAUCAGACACAUCAUCCUGCUCGGAUGAUUCCGAUGACAGCACUACCAUUGACCCAACCGGCAUAUACACUAUGGAAGAUUUGAUUUCUGAACAAAGCAUCUUCCACAAUUUGCUUGAGCAGAUCAAUGUGAAGAUCCAGGCCAAAAUUAAACCUCAGCAAGCUGGUGCAUCUCGCCGCGGGAGUAGGAAGUACAUAGUGAGAAAUCGUGAAGAGGGCCAUGAACAACUUGUGGCUGAUUACUUCGCUGAGCAUCCAACCUACACUGACGAACAGUUCCGUACAAGGUACAGGAUGAGAAGGCCCCUCUUUCUACGUAUAGUCCGUGCCUUGGGAGAGUGGUCUCCCUAUUUCACAGAAAGGAGAGAUGGCCUUAAUCGUCAAGGACUCACACCUCUACAGAAGUGCACAGUAGCUAUUCGUAUAUUAGCAUUGGGUUCCCCCUCUGGCGUCACUGACAAAUACGUAGAAAUUGGUUUCAGCACAGUAAUGAACUGUUUGGAGCAGUUUGUGGACGGGGUGAUCAACAUGUUUGGUGAAGAAUACUUGAGGAGCCCCACUAGUGUUGAUAUGCAGCGUCUUCUACAAAUGGGUGAGACCCGCGGGUUCCCUGGCAUGUUGGGAAGCAUUGGCUGUAUGCACUGGGAGUGGAAAAAAUGCCCAGUUAAAUGGGUGCGUCAUCUUACUCACAGUGAUCACGGUAUUGUUAAUUUCAUUCUUGAAGCAGUUGCUUCACAGGACCUCUGGAUAUGGCACACUUUCUUUGGUGUUGUUGGGUCUCAUAGUGAUAUUACCAUGCUGAAUCAAUCGCAUUUGUUCACCGAUGUCUUGAAAGGUCAAGGUCCUCAUGUGCAAUUCUCCAUCAACAGGAGGCAGUACGGUAUGGGUUACUAUCUUGCUGAUGGUAUAUACCCAGAAUGGCCUGUCUUCAUUAAGGCGAUGCCCCUCCCUCAAACUGAAAAGGACCGAUUAUUCGCACGAUAUCAAGAAGGGGCAAGGAAUGAUGUCCAACAAGCAUUCGGACUCCUAGAAUCACGUUUUCCCAUCGUGCGUGGCCCAACAAAAUUCUUUCAGAAGGCAACUCUAGGCAAAAUCAUGCAGGUUUGCAUCAUACUACAUAACAUGACACUUGAGGAUGAGCAAGAUAUGGCAAGUGCUUGUUUUGACUCGAAUGAAAUUUCAGAGAAACCGGUUGCUCCACUGUCAAACAUUAAAUAUGGACCUACUGAUCAUUUUGCUGAUUUACUUCGGAGAAAUGCUAGUAUUUGUGCAAACUCAACAGAUAACCAACUCCGAAGAGAUUUAAUCGAGCAUGUUUGGCAGCGAUUUGGGCCAUUUGGCGACACGUAAAACAACUAGUUGUAGUGUAAGGUGAGUUGCAUUGUCAUGUAAUUCUUUUGUACAUAUAAUUUUAUGUUUCUCUUUUAUAAUUUCAUUAUCUUACUCCAUUGGAAAAUUAAAUGUUUCAGUA